AUCAGUUAGACAUAACGGAUAUAAGACUUGCUGGUACUAAUGGACCAUAUCAUGGGCGUGUUGAACUAAAGGUCAAUGGUACAUGGGGAACAGUAUGUCAUGAUCGAUUCGACUGGAACGAUGCAAGGGCCGUAUGUAAAAUGUUCCGAUCGACAUACAGAACAUAUUUCUACAGCGCUCGCUACGGCCAAGGAAGUGGUCCAAUUUAUAUAGAUAGGCUUGAUUGUCCCUAUACAACUAAUACUGACUACCCUCUAUACGACUGUAGAUAUGCUGUUGAUAACUACUAUAACUGUGGCCAUAAUAAAGAUGUAUCUGUAAUGUGCUAUGGACCAACCUUAAACAUUACCGCUGCACGAUUAGUUAAUGGAACUGGCCCAUAUGACGGGCGUGCUGAAAUCAAUGUGAACGGCACAUGGGGAACAAUCUGCGAUGAAAACUUCAAUAUUCAAGCUGCAGAUUUAUUUUGUGACUUGAUGGGACUGAGGGCAGCUCAGUAUUUCACUGGUGCAAUAUAUGGCGAAGGAAGCGGUCCAGUAUUCAUUGAUCAACUGUUUUGUUAUUACAGCCAUUAUUCUCUCAGCAACUGCAAAUAUUUGUUCCUGAAUGAGUGUAGCCAUGGGAGGGAUAUAUCUGUCGUAUGCAAUGGUUUGUGGCUUUAUGAAGUUGUGGAAGGAAAUAUGAUAUUGAAUAUUCCCUCGCAGCAGGAGUUUCAUAUUUAA
Molecule: messenger RNA, 722 nt
Organism: Mercenaria mercenaria
Lineage: Eukaryota; Metazoa; Mollusca; Bivalvia; Venerida; Veneridae
Product: deleted in malignant brain tumors 1 protein-like
Exons: 4
Coding region: 141-722 (193 amino acids)
Cellular component (GO): membrane
Source: RefSeq, a predicted model, not a curated record